Messenger RNA from Guyanagaster necrorhizus, 1313 nucleotides. RefSeq lists its product as uncharacterized. The transcript has 12 exons. Lineage: Eukaryota; Fungi; Basidiomycota; Agaricomycetes; Agaricales; Physalacriaceae. The record is from RefSeq and is a predicted model, not a curated record. Bases 242 to 1087 code for a protein of 281 amino acids.
UUUAACACGCCCCGGCUCACUACCCUUCAAAGGUUCCCAAAGAUUCCCAUGUUUUCCCUCGACCAAAGACCCACCAAUGUUGAUGAUUGAUUCAGCCAGCCUCCGAUUGGAAUACGAAGAUUUGAAUGUCAACUAUUACUUUUCCCUUGUGGCUUUAUGUCAGGCUGACAUUUUCUGUCAUACCUGGUACUAACCAUUUCUUUCAGCGAUACUGUACUACGACUAUGCUCUCACCUUUGGCAUGGAAGUAUCACGUUUUUGGGUACACGGGGCGUUCUCCUGGGCGGCUUUCUUUUUCUAUCUGAACCGCUAUCUCGGGAUAUUCGGGCAUGUGCCUGUCGUUGUGGAAUAUUUUUGGACAGGAUAUCCUCCUAAUAAAGUUCAGACGUAUCACCAAUACUUCGUUAUUAUUGUUCAGAUCGUGGUCGCAGUAAUGUUGAUCAUGCGCACAUAUGCACUAUACGACCGAAGCCGCAAAAUUCUCGUCAUUCAAAUUUGUGUUACCCUUACGGCUAUUGGUUUAGGCGCUUACGCAGUCGCGUCCGGUAAAAAAUCCAGUCCUGAUGAGACUCCCGCCGAUAUCACUCCGUUCAUUGGCUGUUCUACAUCGCUGACUCGUGACUCCGCCAUGCGCCUGGGAACCGCCUGGUGUGGCAUGCUAGUGUUCGACAUCAUGGUGUUCACCCUCACCCUUCACAAGGCACUGAAGCUUCAGCAAACUGGCGGGGUUAGUUUGCUCACUCUUCUGCUGAGAGAUGGCUCGGUUUAUUUUGGGGUCAUUAUUGCCUCCAAUCUUGCCAAUAUAUUGACCUUCUUCGCCCUCAUUCGAGGAGUAGUUACGACAUUCACGAACGUAAUUUCAAGUACGAUGCUCUCACGACUUAUGCUAAAUAUCAGGGAUCCAAAACUUUUCCGUACUUCGCUGAGUACGACAGUGACGGAAUACCCUAUGAUAUCCACCUUCGUUGACCCACCUACGAGGCUUGGACUCACAGCACCUGUCCGUAUGGACCCUGAAAGCAACGGUGGACAAUCCGGUGUGUACACAGAAUUAGCUUUGACUGCGCAACAAGAGUAUUAUCAAUAGUGGCAGGAGACGAUCUAGAAUUACUCGAGAUUCGCGCAAGCCAUCGUGAUACUGUCGACAUCGUUAGUUAGCGGAGUUUCAUGCAAAGUAUCGCAACGCUGCGUCCACCUGUCAUCGCACCACCUUGAACUCCUGGGCGCUGACAGAGGUGCUUCCAGGCCAGGUGUAAAGGAGAGUGAGUAGUUUUGAUUGAAUAAAACAGGAAAAUCUGGGAUUCUUCAUGACA